CCACGACACAGUUUGUCUGCUCACCCUCGAGCUUUGGAGUCCAGUCGAACCUUUGGACGUUUUCAAGUGUCUCCGCCACUGGAGGACAUCAAAUCUGAAUGAUGGUAAAACUUGGAGAGGGAAGAUCGAAUGGCAUUGUUGUUGAAUGAUGUUAGGAGACCUCAUUUAACCCAGAGGGUGAUCAGAGAGCUCGGACUGGCACGUUGGCUUUUCUUAUUCUUUGACUUAGUGUUUUUCUUCACAAAUCUUUUUAACUUUUAAUUUUAUUUGAACUAAAAUGGGUUGCUCUCCCUCCAAGGGAAAACUGUUCUCAAAAGGCCUUGAAGGUCAAAAUACUGUGGUGGCACAGGACGGUGCAGGUUCUCGACCCGUGGAGGAGAUCAAAUGUGUGAGAAGUAAUGAGGUAGAAAAGGAACUUCCACAAACCCAGGAGGAACACACUGCAAGAGAUGCUGAACUGUGUCAGACAGUACCGGACACAGCAGACACCAGAAGUACAGAGGACAUUCAAGAUGAUGAGAUGAAGGUGCCCCAAGAUUCCACCAAUGAGGUGAAAACACACAAGAUUAAAAAUAUAGAGAAAAGAAAGAAAAGCAAGGACAAGAGAAAGUGUUCAGAAAAGAAGCGAAAGUCCUCCGUUACCCAAAGAUGGACAAAGGUGGACUUCCCGCCCCACAUGGUGAGGGCUCACCAGGCAGCAUACGCCUAUCUCAAUCCAAACAUCUCCAAAUUUGAAACCUUAAUGGGCCUUCUGGAACAAGCUGCACAGACUCAGCUGUCACUCCGGCCCAUGAUGUCGGCUUUGGUGUUGCGGUUUGAGGAGCUCAAUCAGGCUCUGGAGGAGAUGGCCGAGGAGGGUGAGCUGCUGUUGAAGGAACAUGGACACUGCAUGGCCUUGUCCUCUGGGAUGACUGGCACUUCUGUUUUGCCAACUAUUCCUUUGAGUGCAUCUGCCAAAAAUCUUGAUCCACCUCCAGAUAUGUUACAGCUGCUGCUCCAGCAGUCAGUUGAGAAAAUGAGGCUCGUGGGGAGUUCGGUCCAAGCGCUGGGUGACACCACCCUGGAGGAGGCAGCAGCGUAUUUUGCUUCUCUUGCCAGAAUGCUGGUUGAGAAGCUGCAGGCCAAGAAGGCUGCCGAGCGGAGGAUGGCGCAAGUGUUGGCACAGGUGGAAGCAGCUGCUGUGAAGAAGUCUAAUCCUGAAGACUCUGCAUUGCACAGUGAAGACAGCGGCAUCGGGGGAGAGAACGAGAGUCUGACAGGCUCUGAGAAGCAUCGCCGCCACCGGGGAAGUACAGAAUCUGCAAGCUGUGGGUCUGGAAACAAUAUCCAUGCUGCACUUGAAGCUGUCUGGAGUAAUUCGCCCAAACCAGUGGACCAUAACAUUGAUGAUGAGGAGGAUGAGGAUGAUGAGGAUGAUGAAGAGUAUGAGGAUGAUGACAGUGAAAUCUCAGGGAGGAAGAGGUCCAACUCAUCACCUCCAGAUCCUAGUCAGCCUCUUCCCAGCACACAGGUGCAGCAGGAUGCGCUCAGACGACCCCUGACUGCUUCUAAAGCCAACAAACCUGAACAUUCACUGUCCUCUGGAGCUGCCAGCACCGUGAUGGAGCUGCAAACGAGCCAGAAGGACUUGGACCAAAGGAUGAAAAGGAUGGCUGAGCGCCAGAGAAACACUGCAGGGUCUCGCUGUCAUUUCUACACGGCUGGAAUAAGACAACAUUCUCUAAGUGGUUCAGGUGGUGGCUGUGCACAAAAAAGACCCUUAAAGACAAAUCAGUUACCGUGUUCUUUACCUAUACUACCACAGCGGACAUACAACUGCCAGUCCGUGAGACGGCUGAUAAACACCUUCAGCCAAGGGGCUGAUGGGUGUUCAGGUCAGAGCCUCGCUGGAGUGUCACCCAACAUCAGAAAGCCCCAGAAAAAUAGGGUUGUUAUAUUAACUGACAGAGGAAGUUGUCAUGAUCGGGAUUUGGUUAUCAAUGGCAACAACAACAGCAAUGCCUGGCCUGAAGGUAGGGACGACCUGGAUGUAGACAACCUACCCCCUCCACCCCCUGAGGUUCUGAUGGACGACUCUUUCCAGAGUACCGAGGACACAGCAGGAAAUAAAGAAGCUUCAGUUCAGAGUCACCUAGUGAUAAACCAAAAGACUCCAGUCACCCAAUGCAUGAGAAUGUCCGUCCAAAAUCUUGAAGUGCUGCCAAACCGAGCCAGUGUGAGGCCGCGAGGCAUCAGUGUCUCGUCUUCUCGUCCCAUCAGGCAGGACGCUGUUCUGGGCUGGCAGGAUGCAGAUCAACAUACAGAAACUGUGUUUGACCCAGAAACGGAGAAGGCCAACUGUUUGUACCAACAGGCGCGCAAAAUCAUCCACCUCCGUAACGCAACAGAAUCACCUGUAAGGGGAAACACUGUGGCGCAAAGUGCUCGUGCACAUUCACCUCUGCAAGCCAAAACGUAUCAAGGAGUUGAAAGCAAUGAACAUUUUGAGGCUGACAUGUCCCCGUGCAGCCUGCCUGUGACAGCGCCACCUGUCUUCAGAGUCCGGCUGCCACCAUCCUGUCCCUCUGUGCAACAUCAAUUUACAAGCCCCCCAGUUUUUAGACCUCAACCCCCCUCCAACAACUCAUCUCGCCCAGGGUCUCCAAGGGCUGUGACCCGUGCCGUACAAAACAAGACUGAAGAAAUCAUUCCGUCUGUGUCUUUCCGAGCAGCUCGUUCAGUUUUCUGUCAAAAUGAGUGGCAAAACUCUCAGAGUCAGAACCGCUGUCCUUCUGGGUUUUCUGUGCUGCCACUGCCAUGGGGAGAGACCUCCCGGGGUAGAUUACCCAGCAGAGGGAUGAACAGCUCCACCCGUCGCACUCAAUCAGAGCAAAGGCCAACAUCUUUGACCUCCCAUUUCGAGACUGUCAACUCAGACUCCACCCAACCCAAAGGUCGUGUCCACAUUACUACAAGACAAAGGUUGAACAGCUCUGAGAUGACAGAAGGCCACGCCCACAUGGAUCCAAGUGCCACUGUGAUGACAUCAUAGAGCAAAGUACUACAGAUGAUCAAAGCACUUUCUCUACAUCGGUUUCUUGUUCUCGUGAAACAAAUUUCUUCUAUGUUCUAGAUUUUCUUUUGUU
Messenger RNA from Thalassophryne amazonica, 3125 nucleotides. RefSeq lists its product as uncharacterized. The record is from RefSeq and is a predicted model, not a curated record. Lineage: Eukaryota; Metazoa; Chordata; Actinopteri; Batrachoidiformes; Batrachoididae. The coding region runs from base 278 to 3031 and encodes 917 amino acids. The transcript has 2 exons.